CGGAAAUACACGAAGAGGAAGUAGAAUAUGUCAGCUGACUCUAAGUCUGUCACGUGAUCACAAAAACUAGUCAACACAAAAUGUUUCCAUGUCGCGCAUUUGUGUCGCUCUUAUUUGUGCUCAUCGUCGGCAAAGGCUCCACGGCUCCACUGGUGGGAGAAGAAGUGUGGGACUAUGUGGAAGUACGUGAUGGGGCGCACAUGUUCUGGUGGCUUUACUAUGCGGACAGUCAGUCCGUCAAGUAUCAGGAAGUCCCUUUUGUCAUGUGGCUGCAGGGUGGACCAGGAGGUUCAGGAAGUGGUUUUGGGAACUUUGGGGAGAUCGGACCUCUGGAUAGCGACUUACAACCAAGAAAGAGCAGUUGGGUGAAGGCAGCCAGCGUGUUGUUUGUGGACAAUCCAGUCGGAACUGGUUUUAGUUACGCAGAAAGGCCGGAUUGUUACGCCACAGACAUUGACAUGGUGGCUUCAGACAUGCUGGUGCUCCUCAAACACUUCUUCUCAAAGAUGGAGGACUUUCAGAAAAUACCCUUCUUCAUAUUUUCUGAAUCCUAUGGAGGAAAAAUGGCAGCCGCCAUCUCCCUUGAAGUCACAAAAGCUGUCACUCGAGGAGAUCUCAGGUGCAACUUUGCUGGUGUGGCACUCGGUGACUCCUGGAUUUCACCUGUGGACUCCGUGAUGACAUGGGGUCCAUAUCUGUAUGCAACUUCACUGCUGGAUGACAACGGCCUCAACCAAGUGAAGAUCGCAGCAGAAGCAGUGAAAGAUGCUGUCGAGCAGCAACACUUUGACAAAGCUACUGAGCUGUGGUCUGUGGCGGAAACUGUUAUAGAGCAGAACACCAACGGAGUGAACUUCUACAACAUCCUCUCUCAGGAGUCGGAUGAUGUCUCUUCAGCAGGAAGUAACUUGAUAUCCCUGCUGGCCAGAAGACACAUUGCACCUCUUCACAAACAGUCGCUGAGUCAGCUGAUGAAUGGAGCCAUUCGACACAAGCUGGGCAUCAUUCCACAGAACGUCACCUGGGGAGGUCAGGCUGAGCAGGUUUUCAGUUCCAUGGCAGCAGACUUCAUGAAGCCGGUGGUCCACAUGGUGGAUCAGCUGCUGACUGCGGGCGUUAACGUCUCUGUUUAUAACGGACAGCUGGACCUGAUAGUGGACACUCUUGGUCAGGAGUUGUGGCUGCAGAGGUUGGAGUGGGCGGGGCUUCCCGGUUUUAACAAGCUCAGGUGGACGGCUUUGGAUGACCCCGCCUCCCCAGGGGUUACUGGCGCCUUUGUCAAGUCCUUCCAGAACUUCUCCUUCUACUGGAUCCUCAAAGCAGGUCACAUGAUUCCUUCCGAUCAAGGACCAAUGGCAUUGCAGAUGAUGAAGAUGAUCACCAAGCAAGUCUGAUACAUUUAGUCUGAUUAUGAUACCAUCUGGGAUGGAUUGUUUUUUUCUACCUUUUUAUCUACUUUUGUUCAAACAAAACCAAAUAAGUCACUUUUAGUCCCUAAUUCCUCAAUAAAGAUGAAAGUGUUUGUA
Messenger RNA from Entelurus aequoreus (snake pipefish), 1526 nucleotides. RefSeq names its product serine carboxypeptidase 1 (gene scpep1). Gene Ontology annotation, biological process: proteolysis. The transcript has 13 exons. NCBI's taxonomy places the organism in Eukaryota, Metazoa, Chordata, Actinopteri, Syngnathiformes, Syngnathidae. Bases 81 to 1394 code for a protein of 437 amino acids. The record is from RefSeq and is a predicted model, not a curated record. Gene Ontology annotation, molecular function: serine-type carboxypeptidase activity.